Molecule: messenger RNA, 5439 nt
Organism: Papilio polytes (common Mormon)
Lineage: Eukaryota; Metazoa; Arthropoda; Insecta; Lepidoptera; Papilionidae
Gene: PH
Product: polyhomeotic-proximal chromatin protein-like
Exons: 29
Coding region: 231-4331 (1366 amino acids)
Cellular component (GO): PRC1 complex
Molecular function (GO): protein binding
Source: RefSeq, a predicted model, not a curated record
ACACCGCACAGUCGUGCUUCGCCUCUCGGAACGAAGGUUAUUCUUAUAAUGAUACCGUCGCCGGACUAUCGAUAAAGUGUGUUUGUAUGCCGUUUUCAUCGAUAACUAGUGUUGUGAUUACUUUCACUCGUGCGAAUGUCUCGUUUCUUAACGUUUUGUUUGUUUUUUCAUUUUAAUAAUUGCCGCAUGGGUCGGCGCUUACGUUUCAGUUAAACCUUUAUUUUGAAACGAUGGAACGUAGUUCUUAUGGUUUUUACACUAAAAGGACGGAAAUAAUAGAUAGUAUUAAAAAAAAGGAACAAGAAAAAGAACAGACUCACACAUCAAGUUAUCAACAACAUUUAUCAAAAUCUGGAGAUAAACAUAAUUCUGAUAAGCAAAUUACAAAUGCACCAGUAACCCAGCAUGUGCCCGUACAGAUACUUAGCCAACCACAUGGAUCUGGCUCAGCCAUCCAUUCAAACCAUUCAAAAGAAGAUUCCAAAGAUAAAACACUAAAAGUGGCCAAUUCAACAACCAUAACAUUAAUAGAAAACGGUGCAACCGCUGCUGAAAAGGAUAAAGAUAAUAAUAAUUAUCCCAAAAACUAUUUUUCAUUAGAACCCAAGAAUGAUAAAAAGGAUGAAAAUAAUAAGAACAGUAUAACAAUAACUAGAACUAAAUCAAAGAAUUCCCCAGGUAGUGGGCAAUCUGAAAAAACUAAGAGCCAAUCUAAGGUAACAAAGAGACCUCUGCAAUGUUUGGAGACACUCGCAGAGAAAGCAGGAAUCACUUUUGAGGACAAAUACGAGGCUGCCAAUACACUUCUAGCGUUAGACAAACAAAACAACCCUUACAGGAGACCAGAGUUGAAGCAGCCAAAACUAGAACCUGAUACUCAGCAAUCUACUGAGGAGUAUAGAUAUAGGAACACAAAAGAGGAUGAUGAUAAGUUGCAGAUACAGCAGCAAUUAAUCCAACAGCAGCAACAACAGUUGCAUCAGUUGCAACAACAACAAUUGCAACAACAACUGCAACAAUUCCAACAACAAGCGCUGCAGAGACAGCACCACGCCAUACAACAACAUCUAAAGAAUCAACAAGAUCAAGAACUGAUGCAGAAACAAUACCAACAGCAGCAGCAACAACAACAGCAACAACAACAGCAACAACAACAACAACAACAACAACAGCAACAGCAACAACAACAACCGCAGCAGCAACAACAAUCAGCGCAGAAACCUGACGUACAAGUGACUCCGCAGCAAGAUAUAUCUCAAAAGUUCUUACAGCCCGUGCACACCCAACAAUUCAACGUACCUGGAAUAGGAGAGAUCAAUCUAAGCUUUCUGCCGUCUCCUCAAACCAAUUUGUUCUUCGAGAAGAACAAGGCUACCAUACAUACGGAUAUAAAACAACAACACUUAGUAGAGGGUCAGGGUCAGUCUCAGGUAGUACAACAGCAGAUUAGCAUGGCCCAGCACGAGCCUACACAACAGCACCACCAAACGGUCACCGUUGUGUCUUCCAUGCCUAGCAGCAUGGCACACCAGGUGCCGCAACAACCCCAGACCAGCGGGAUACAGCAGCAAGCCAGUGGUAUCACUACCAUGCCACCAUUGCCGAGCCUGCCGGCGACCACGGCCCAUCCUCAACAACUUAGCACGGACUGGGGCGGUCGCGUGCAAGUGAUACAGCAGCCGUUGCAGAAUAGCAGCUAUCUUCAACAACUCUACAAUGCUCAAACACCACUCCUCAUGCCGGGGAACAUCGCUCUGCAUCCAGGCUUAAACUCUCAGCCGAUACAGGUAAUAACGGCCGGUAAGCCAUUCCAAGGGAACCAACUGGCGCCGCACAUGCUCACCACUCAAGGAAAACCUGUCUUGCAAGGCCAAACAGCGCCGUUCCCGGGUUAUGCGACUAUUCCAACAACGCAGAACCAAACGUUCGUCUUCAGUCCACUCGGCGUUAUCAACUCGCAGUCCAGCAUCAUACCGACGCACUCACAGCCCACCGUGUCCGGCAUUGGACAACAACAAAAAACUGCUGAUAUUCAUAAGGUGAUAAGUGGUAGCAAGGUUGCUAGCGCUAAGGUGACAGGUGCAACCGGCAGUGGUCAAACGGUGCCCGUUCAUGCCCAAUGCGUCCAAGUAUCGCAACCGGUGCUCGGAACUCAACAACCAACACAAGCCCAAAUCAUCAGCCCGUUACAGUGUUCGGUGAUUCCCCAGACUGGAGGGCAGACGAUGCAGUUCGCUCCGUGGCAGAUCUCGGGCGCUCUCCCCCAAGUCUGGACCGGGGGACUGCAGGCGGGGACUUUGCCCACCGGGGGACUCCUCGCCCCCAACCCAAUAUUCAUAAGGGGCACCCAACCAGAGGCGACCCCAUCAAUGUUUAUUCAACAUUCGCCUCAGAAUAACGUUCAACAAAACAACACGAGCGUGGCCGCCACUGCGACUACGGCGAAGCCCCGGGCAUCAUCCGAUGGGGCUACGAAGGCUGCUCGUCCGCUGUCUAACAUCUUACCAUCGGGAGGAAUUAGACCUGCCUCUUCGGUCUCCACGCAGACUGGCACAAAUCAGUCUCAAAGCCAGGGUAAGCACCGAGGCAAGCAAGGCGUUCGUUCACCGGCGCCUUCUUCCAAACAAGAUGCAGCCAAUCAAACCGCUAACAAAAUGCAACAACAUAAGCAAUCCCUUCUGGUGAUGAACUCCAAUGGCCAGAUGACACAAGUCACGAACAUUCAAGAGAAAGCGACCACAAAGAAUCUGCAGCAACAAGCUAUAAUGCAACAAGCCAUACAGCAGCAGCAGCAACUGUUGCAGCAACAGCAACAAACUCAACAGAUGGUCCAACAUUAUCAGCAAGCGAUGACUCUGAACAUGCCACAAGGAUCGCUGCCGGUAGGUUCUGUUGCCCAGACAUUACCGAUGACUGGGUUACCCCAGAUAUCCAUGGUACCACAAAUACAUCAGCUUGGUGGUAUGAAUCAAUCGGGAACCAUUGUGAGCCAGCUUAAUACAAAUCAAAGCAACCAGAAUACACCAAUAGCUCAAGUCCAAACAUUACAGCAGCCACAGACGCUGGUAGGAGGAAACUUAGUCCAAACUUCAGUGGGGAUGCCAAUACAGCCUCAGGGUAGUACCCACACAACUCCCAUGCAAACGGUGUCUGCAAGUAGCCUGUCGUCGCCUCAACUGAAUGUACAAACUCAAAGCGGCAUGGGCCUGUCUACCACGCCGGUGCAAGGGUCCGUGGCGCCCGUGCAGCCACAGACUUCGCUUCUCAUCCACGUUAAGAAUGAAGAAGAUAAAUCUCAACCGCCCAUUCAGUGGAAAGUGAAUGCUUGCCUCAACUUCGUGCCAAUCAGCUCGGCCUCAAAUUCUGCGGUCGACGACUCAGCGGUGGCGGUGCCGCCGCCAACCAUUUCGGUAAACUCUGAAUAUGUAAACGCUGCUGAAGUUGCUGCUUCGAUGCCGACCAUUGAUGCAACGCCCCCAUCUAAUAUACUAGAAAACUACUUCGCAACAGCUUCUUCAGCUGCUUCAGAAGCUACAUCUGCUUCAGUCUCUUCAAGUUCUUCUUCAUCUUUGUCUAAUGCCAGCAUCCCAAGCACUUCUCAAGUACUCUCCCUUCCGGGAACAACUUCGGUAAGCUCGGCUUCCCCUGCCUAUUCAAGCUCUUCGCCAGUGCAAUCUACGAUGAAUUCAAGUGCUCUGUUCAAGUCGCCCCAAUGUAACCGUCAUAUUGCAUCACCCUCUGGUCAUGAUAAGGGAUUGCCAAAGGCUAUGGUAAAGCCAAAUAUUCUGACUCAUGUGAUCGAAGGCUACGUAAUUCAGGAAGCGGGGGAACCGUUUGCAGUUAACCGGCCUUUCCGUGAUUGGACAACUACAUGUGACAGAGAACAAGAUAAAACUCGUAAUAAUAAGAGAUCGUCGACUACUGAGCCGGAACAAAGCAAAAAGAAGAAAACUGAGGCUCCAGCAACUAGCACUAGCGACGCUGCGGCCCCUGCCGUUGUUGAGAUGGAAGAACCAAUUGCUGGACCCUCAAAGGCGGCUGCUGAUCCUCCCGCUGAGGAACCUGUAGAGAUGGCUCCGCCUGCCAGGGUCGUUAACGCUAACAAGUGGACGGUUGCCGAAGUAUACGAAUUCAUAAGGAAAAUACCAGGAUGUGCGGGCUAUGCUAACGAGUUCUUGGCUCAGGAAGUUGAUGGCGAGGCUUUGCUUCUUAUCAAGGCUGAGCACCUCGUUAUGGCGCUCUCCAUCAAGCUGGGGCCCGCACUCAAGAUUGUCGCCUGCAUCGAUGCUCUGCGCCCGGAGAACGAACAAAACUCUACUGAGUCCGAAUGAGAAUUAAUUUUCAAAAUUAAUCUUGCUGACUUUGAUUAGAGGAAGAUUAAAUUUUCUUAACAGUGGACAAUAGUGAUUAUCAGUGUUUGGUGAAGUGCGCCAUUACGAACUGAUUUAGUUAAGUGGCUUUUAAAAAACUCGCUUGUUUUGUAAUUAUCAGAAAAAAGUAUAUCUUUCUUUGUUCUAAAUUAACACUUAUUAUUGGUCGAUUGCAAUGUACAUAUUUUUGUGUAAUACUUCUAUCGUAAAACGGGGUAAAUAGGAUUAGGCAUGACCCACGGGUCCCAAUUUAACAUGGCUUCACCCCGUUUCACGAUAAUAACAAUUUCCAUGCAUUCUAUAUAAAAUCCAUAAUUUCACCUCGCUACGGCCAUUUUCAUUAAUUAAAAGGAAUCUUCUUGUGUUUGUAAAACUUUUGUCUAUGUUUUUUUUUUAAUUUCUAUUUGUGAAUGACUUUGAUUUACAAAAUAAUAGCACAUUUAAUUGCUUUUUUUCUGGUAAUUUAAAAAUAACCGUUUAUGAAUAGUUAUUAAUAGUUAUUGCGUAUAUUUAAGUAUAGUCUAUGUUUAGUGUCUACCAAAAAAAUAUUAUUUACUCGACACAUUUCAUGGACAUUCUGUUCCAUUAUUUUUAUUAUCAUUUAGUUGAUUACAUUUAUGUCCUAUAUAAUUUAACCAUCGUACUUAUAUUUUGUAUUAUUUGAUUAAUUUUUAACUUAUGUUUGAUGCAAUUCUUUUAAUAAAUUUAUUGUAAAUAUUUAAGCCAUUCUUGUUUCCGAUUGGAUUCAGAAAUAUUAAUGGCUUCUGAUAUGGUUCCCCUUUUUGUUACUUUGUUAAUUUUAAUUUUUUAAAAAAAUGUUUAUGUUUUGUGUAUAUUUUAAGUUUUUUAUCUUUAAGGUAUUACAACAACAUUUGAUUGAUGGUUAUAACGAAAAAAAAUUUAAUAAUUUACGAAAAAACAAUUUUUUGUAAAAAAAAUUUUAACGACUUUUUGUUUAAAUUUCAUUUAUCUCUUUAACGUAUUCGGGCAAUUGUUUAGAUUUUAUCACAUUGAUAUUAAAAGGCACAUAUCGGUGAAGAAAUUCAAAGAUAUUUGUGAAGUCAACCAA